Messenger RNA from Schizophyllum commune H4-8, 5397 nucleotides. RefSeq lists its product as uncharacterized. Bases 144 to 5048 code for a protein of 1634 amino acids. The transcript is spliced from 5 exons. Gene Ontology annotation, molecular function: guanyl-nucleotide exchange factor activity. The record is from RefSeq and is a predicted model, not a curated record. NCBI's taxonomy places the organism in Eukaryota, Fungi, Basidiomycota, Agaricomycetes, Agaricales, Schizophyllaceae. Gene Ontology annotation, biological process: regulation of ARF protein signal transduction.
GUCCGAAUCCUUCAAAGGUCUGCGCCUCCGCAUCCCGUUCCUCCUUCCUACGUCCAGCAAGCAAGACGUAUCCCUGCGCUGCAGGCGCUCACGCAGAGGCUGGCACUGAACACGGCUUUGAUUUCGGGCAACAAGGGAACACUAUGUCGCAGGACCCGACGCGGUCACCAACGUCCGAGUCGCGCGCGCGCCGCGCAUCCGCGGUUGCCAAGCUCAAGCGCGCCGCCUCAUUACCUCGCAUGAAGGACGGACGCCGCCCACCGAUGCACACCGAGGCCCAGAGCGAGGGAGAGAAGGCGUCCACGGACAGCGGCUCUGGCACGCCAGAGAUCAGCGGCACCACUCCGGAGCCACUGGCCCCGCAGGCUACGUACGACGAGCCCCCAGCUCCGGCGCUGGUACCUGAACCUGAACCUGAACCGACGCCUACGCAAACCCCGGUGACAGAGACAAUGCAGGAGUCAGGAAUGGGUGAUGUGGAAGGAGAGGCAGAGGAAGGACCAGCUACCCCGUCCGAUCGCCCUCGCUCGCGCAAUAGGAAGCGGAACCGGUCACGCUCCCGCGGACGGGGCUCGAAGGAGUUCAGGAAAGCCAAGUCGCCGACUCCAUCGCAAAUGCUCGCGGGGGACUCGUCACAAGAUGAAGAGAUGCCUCCCCCUCCGCCACAACCGCUGCCGCCUCUCGGCAUGCCCAUGCUCAUCUCCCCUAUCCCUCAGACGCUAGACGCACGGACGCGCUUCCUUCGUACUCCCACUCCCGAUCCCUCACUGUUCCCAAUGGCACAGACACAGUCACCUACUCCGAUGCUGCCAUCACUUGAGCUGCUCCAGCGAGGCAUGCUGUUCAGGUCGAACAGUGCCGGUGCGGGGCGUAGACUGGCGAUGGCGAAGCUUACCGGUGGGACGGAGACGUACGACCCGACGCCGUCUCCAGCGCCUCCAGGGACGAUGCCAAAACUUAGUCGAAGCCAGACCGUCUCGGGAGGGGAGCGGGUUGCAGCAAGGCAGUUCAUGCUCACCGCGAUCGGGCAGCGUACGAGACGGGGGGAUAACGAGGCUGAGCAACCAAGCGCAGCCGAAGAGCUAUCUGCCCCCUCGCCAUCACCGUCGCCCUCACCUUCUGCUAAACGACGCAGACGGCGAUCCAGGCAGGCUCAGCGUAUCUCCCAGCAGCAGCAGGCAGCGGCGAUGGCUGCUGCAGGUCAUCAGACCACAUCAGACUCUGAAUUCAUGUCGACGACGCCAAACACGCCCGUUCAGCCCCCUACGCCUCUGCAGCCCGAUCUCGACAGGCUUCAGGACCUCCGUGCGCGAUCGACAACGCCGAGCUUCAUGACGAGCCCCCUUAUGCGCACGCUCUCACGCGAACAGCAGCGGCCAGAAACUCCGCCGACUACCCAACAACAGGAUCGCUUUACGACGCCGAAGAAGAGGAGAGGCUCCAUCCUCAUCGAAGAUGAUUACGAGGCCCAAGAACAAACGCUUCCGCCCAUGCCCACACGUCCGCCUCCUGGCUUCCGAGUGCCUUUCUCUUCGGACGCGCCUUCCCAGAUAUCUGUGGAGUCUGGCGCGCCAGGGUCGAUUGGUGUGCCUGUGUUUCUUAGCAGCCAGAGGAGCCUCGCGAAGCCCGACGAGUUUCCAAGCAGUCCGUUCGCUACACCAUUGCGCGAAAGGGCUUUGCUACAAGACGAGCACGAUGAAGAUGAGGAGGAAAAGGUUCUCUACAACAACUCGUAUCCUUCGUACGAAGACCGUGAGAUCAGCUGGGUAGCAGACCCUGUGCCCGAAGUGCAUGACGAGGAUGAGGAGGAGCCCAGCGAAGGAGAGGACGCGGAUGCGGAUGGAUAUGAGGACGACGCCCAAGCCCAGUCCGAAGUCGCCUCGACAUCCAACCGGGAUCAGGAGGAGUCUUCGCGACCGUCGUCGGAUCAUGGUCUGGGGUCGGAAACCUCGCACGACUUGCUCACGAGCUUUCCCAACCCGCCUUCCCCCGCCUCCAACCGAGCUCUCUCCCAUGUUCGUGUCAGCAGUGGCUCGUCGAUGUCGCCGUCUGCAGGAGCUACGCGUCCUUCGGUGGUUUCUCCUCUUGACGAGGUCCUAUCGCGCAGGCAGAGCGGGUUCCAUGAUACAGAGCGUACCCUGUCGAACGACUCAUCCUUGUCGAAACGUGAGGGCGGCUCGACGAGCACUUGGGACAAGAUCAAGAACUCGCUAUCGAGGUCGAACUCCAGCUCUGGCCGCCGCUCGAGGUCGAACAGUGUUCUCAAUCGCGAGCGCCGCGAGCAUACCGACUCCAGCGUCAGCAGGGAAAGCGGAGCGAGCAUCACGGGCCCCGUAGGUCUGAUGCAGUCCCCCUCCGCCUCUGGGUCGUACCAAUCUCUCGUGCCUCACCUGCCUGGUCACGCCUCGCCUAUGCCUCCGCCUUCCGGCGACCUCUCGCACUACAACGAUGCAAAGCUCUUCCCAUUUCCGGGUAUGAAGAUGCUCGAGGAGCAGCGGCGUGCGAAGGAGGGCUUCUCUGCGUCAGCCUCGACGCCGGAUUUCUCUGGCAUGGGUGGCAAGACGGACGACGAACACAGUCCUCGCUCCCCAAUCCUCCAGGGCUUCUUCACGGGCAGCGGCAGAGAACGCAAGCUGUCGCACCAGGCUUCGGACACGCGGCUUCUAGCGAAGUACAAUGGGGCCGCUCCGCCUAUGUCAGCGGCGCCGUCGUCCUCGUCGCAUGAUUAUCCACAGUCUCCCCCCACUCCGUCAGGAUCCAGCAAGCUGCCAACCAACCUGCCUGCCGUCAGGCAAUGGAUCAGCAAGAACCUGAAGAAGAAAGCCUCGUCGCCCCAGAUGGGCCACUCUAUCUCCACGGCAUCGAUAUCUCUUCCCAUCAUCGCACCUCCCAUGCACUCGAAGAAGCCUUCGUUGUCGGAAUUGCUGCAGCUUCCCAAGGAAGACAGUCCGGGCAGCGAGUGGUCGGAUGUAGGGGGGCCGGUGUUGCCUGUGCAGACGCCGCCUCAGCAGGCGCGGGCGCUGGAGGUGAGGGAUGGGUCAGCGUCGAACUCGGAUCAGACGGAUACGGAGAAGACACCUCGCGCGAAGAAAGUCGCACCUGUUCUGGAGACGGACGAGUCGUCCACGACAUCGUAUGAAGCCCCGCGUCCAUCGCCUCCGGAACACCCUGCUACAGUGACUCCCGACCCGACCUCGUCGCUUGGGCCUGGAUCGUCUCUCAGUGACUACCCAGCGCAGUCAACGUCGACGUCCUCGUCUAACUCAUCGGGCUCUUCUUCUAGCGCCUACAUGCCAAGCGUGAAGUCGCAAGGACCCGUCAUUCUCGAGAAACUCGAGGAGAGCUUGAGUCGAGGUUCGCGCGGCCCGAUGUGGGCCGGUGUCCUCGAGGAACCCACGCGCAAGCUUCUGCUCUCUUCGCCAGUACUGCAGGUCGUGGAUUCGAAUACGGUGAAGGACAGGUUCCUGUUCUUGUUCACCGACAUCCUCGUCAUUGCCAAGCCGGUCAUCCAGGAUUCGGACAACAUGCUCGAGCCGACGUGGGCCCUGAUAGCGCCUGACAAGAAGUUCAUCGUCAAGAGCGUUGUGCGCCUCCGCGAUCUCAGGUUCAACGACGAACGCUCGGACAUGCAGUCCAAGGGGCUCUCGGCGACUGCUGUUCCGAGGAGUCCAGCGAUGCGCACAUUCGUGCAUCAGUUCGCGCGCGACCCUGACAUGGCGAUCUCGACUCUGUUGACGAAGGCGGGUACGACCGGUGACGCGGUUGCUGUAGGCCAGUUGCUGUUCCGUACUCUCGAGCUCGAUAGGGUGAGGCUGGGCGAAUACCUCGCGCAGCGUACGUCGAAGGUCGUGCUCAAGACGUUCGUCGAUACCUUCGGCUUUGCGGGCAUGCGCAUUGACAAGGCUCUUCGCGCCUUCCUGAUGUCGAUUCACGCGCCGACUCGAUCUGCAUUGGAUACCCUCCUGGAUGCCUUUGCCAGUCGGUGGUACGUGGCGAAUGCCGGGAUCGUGGCAUAUGAUCGGGAUCUGGCUGUUCGUUUCGUGCGCGCUAUUGUUCAGCUGAACGAGCUUGUGCAUGGAGGUGUCGCGACGGAGCCCGGGCCUACUGGCUACAUGCUCAAUCAGAUAUCGUCCCGCGACUUCAUCUCAGCUUUCCGAAGGUUCGACCCUCGAUACCUCGUUGCAGACGACCUUCUGGACGAUGUAUACCGGGAUAUCUGCAGUGAGCGCCUGGCCAUGGCGCGCGAUCCAUCGUCAGGUGGACUCCCCGACAUCCCGGUCACCAUCAAGCGACCAGUGCCCAUGCGCCUUACCUACAAGAUCCAGUCCGAGCCCAUCAUCUUCCGCAUCCCGCAGCCGGACAACCAGUUCUCAAUUCACCUUUCGGGCCAGGGGCUCACCUUCGACCCGGAGAUAUUAUAUUUCGCCCGCUCGCCUGAGGCGUCGUUCCGUGUGACGGGUACCGCGCUUGGGCCGACAACACUCGUGCUGGAGCGCAGGGGCUCGAAUGCGCUGCGGUAUACCGGGCUUCCCCUCAGCUGUGGCAUGCGCGUCGAGCGUGCCUUCAUGCGCAACACCUUCCAGGUGGCGUUCCGUGAUCGCGGUGGCGCGAAGAGGCGGUACAUGUUCAGCGUCGACGACCACCUCUUGCGGCAUCAAUGGGCGACGUACCUUCCGCGGCAGAUCCGCACGUGUGCUGGGGAUUCGGAAGCGGUUAUUCCUCGUGGCGCCUUCCAUCGCGCGGCGGAGAAUGUCGCCCUCGCGGUCCUGCAGGAGACGCUCAUUGGUUCGGGCAAGGCGCCACAGACCGCCUCUACCCCGGCGACGCACGCGAGAAGCAAGUCGCGGAGCAAGGUGUACCAUCGCCAUGGCGCGGGGCGUAACGAGCUGGAGCUGGGCGCGGAGGAGAGCGACGAGAGCUCCGGGCGGGAAGGGCGGUUGUGGUCCGGGCGCGAGCUGGAGACGCUGUGCUUGCAGAACAGCUCGGUCACCCUCGUGCUUUCGUACCUGCAAGUAGGCGCGCUGGAGUCGAAGCCCGUGCCGUUGUGAAAGAACAUGCACUCUCAUCUGUUUUCAUCUGCACCAAUUUCUCUCAUCUGAGUUUCUGACUGUCCAUGAUCUAACUGCCCCUCGCUUACGCACUGCCCUACUACUACCUACCAUUUACCUACCCAUCACCUAUCUAGCUUCCUACCAUCGGAACCGAAUCGAUCGCUAUGUAUGUAUAGAGAUUCUUGCUUUGUAACUUUAUAUGCGCGCAUCGUUUACCUAGUCUGAAUUUGCUGUCUCUCUUUCCGUCUCAGUCUCAAUGGACACAUCCUACCAGUAGCGGCUCGGAAUGUAGCGGAUUCCUUACUUACCUGGUUCGCAUAAUGAAUUGAUACGCUCGCAUACUCGA